AUGAUCAAUGACCAGAUUUACCAUCAGGAGAAGAUGUGGCAGUGCAAGGCGGACAUUUUGAGGCUGGAGUUCCUCUGGCACCACGGAGGCCUCUACGUGGACGCGGACAUGAUCUCUGUGGAGCAGAAGAAGCUGGAUGGAAUCCUGGAGCUGGGCAAAGAGACUGGCUGGGUCAUUGCCUACGAGCCAGACACCAAAGAUAAGCCGUAUUCAAUCCUGGGCAACUCUGUGAUUGCGUGCACGCCACACCAUCCCCUCACCCUGAUGCUGAUUCUAUACCUCAAGCAGACGUACCAGCACAAGCGCAACCACAUUGAGGUCUUCGCCGUGACAGGGCCUGUGAUGUACACCAAGUGCCUGGUGGACAGUGGCAUGCCCUUCUCCCUCGCACCACAGGAGUGGUUGUAUCCGGCUUUCCAUUUCGUGCCAAAUCCAGAUGCAAUCAACUUCUCUGCCUUCCCAAAGUGCCUCAUGUUCCAGUUCGGCUACACGUGCUCCGGCUUGGAAGGCUAUGUGAAAUCCAAGAACCGCUGCAAAAAAGCUCGUCAGUGUCCCUUCCAUUCCAAGAAGGUCUGGCCGCUUGGGCCCUUCAAGGAGCUGCCGACUCUGGAGGACCUGGAAGCCAAGUUUCAGUCCCAGCGCGCCCCCAUCCCGAAGGUCAUCCACCAGGUGAUUCCAGCAGGCCUCGACACGCACCACGACCCCCAGAGAUGGAGGCAGACCUGGUACGACGGCUUCUGCCAAAGCCAUCCUGGCUUCAAGUACAGGACUUGGACGAAAGAGCAGCUCCAAGGACGAUCAUGGUUCUGUGCGAAUCUCUAUGUCGAGCCCUGGGAUGACCACGCAGUCACAUCCUUGAUGAUGGAGGUGCUCUUUGAGGAGGGAGGCUUCUACGUUCCACUCUCCACACUGCACCAGCCUGGCAGUGAGGACCAUUUCUUCCUGGAGGCAACGACGGAGGAGGACAUUGAUUACAUUGAGGGCAACGGAGGCGUUUUUGGUGUUGCCAAAGGCUCUCCAGAAUGCUUCCGAAAUCUCAUGGACCUCUAUGACCGGGGUGCGGUGCCUCCAAUGGCGACACCCGGUCCGGAUGGGCCCCGAGUUGUGCAGAUGGGCUUCAGGGACGGACUGGUGUCGCAAGCGCGCUUCUCAUCUCAGACCCGAUACCUGGGAGCGCCCCAGGUGGUCUCCUUCAGCAGCGUAUCAGACAAGCGGCUUGAGCUUUCGACGCUGAGCUACGCGUAUGACUGCAUGGUUCCGUGUCUGGCUGUGCGGGGAAUCCCUGCCAUGAGAGCUGCCGUGGGGGAGAUGGGCCUCUCCUCAAAGUCGGUGUUUGUGACGGACCGGGAGUUCUUCCAGAUGGAGCGUCUACGGGAGGAAAUGCCGGGAUUCCUCGAUCAACUAGGCCCUCACGACUGGGACGCGGUUAUCCUGGGCCUGGAGUGGGACACUGGAACAGAGGAAGUUGUCAUCUUCCAACUUGUUCCUGGUGGGCGCCCUCGUUGUUGCAAGAUCGCGGGCUUCGUGGCCAACUUCGGCUGCGCACCCAACGAGGCAGCUUUGCAGGCAGCGUUGGCGAGAUGCCUGACUGAGGAGGACUUCGAUCCGACUCCGCUCUUCGAAGCUGCGGGGCAGCUGAAGCUGCGCUUCCUCGCUGAGAAGUACGCAGGUAGCAUGGAGGAAGCCCGGCUAUUCCGGAGCAUGCCCCUGGUUCACCGCGCCUUCAAGAAUAUCUGUGGCCAUGAGCCCCCGAUGCACUUCGAUAACCAUGAGCUUCAUGGGAACUUGAUGAAGGGCUUUCAGAAUGGCAACUUACGCUUUGAGAUGAUCUUGGAGCCGAACGGUGGGAUCAUGUUCCGGUGCUGGAACGAUGACAACUCCACCAACUCAGAGGUCAAGAUGAGCGACAGCGUGGUCGAGUGGCUGAAGGUGUACUUCAAUCACCAGGUGUGCAAAGAGAUUCGAAAUGAACCCGUUCCAUGA
Symbiodinium natans is the source of this 1983-nucleotide messenger RNA. NCBI's taxonomy places the organism in Eukaryota, Dinophyceae, Suessiales, Symbiodiniaceae. The record is from the annotation of a GenBank genome assembly.